Messenger RNA from Alligator mississippiensis (American alligator), 2329 nucleotides. It is a transcript of the gene SUMF1, whose product is annotated as sulfatase modifying factor 1. Gene Ontology annotation, cellular component: endoplasmic reticulum. The transcript is spliced from 9 exons. Bases 13 to 1068 code for a protein of 351 amino acids. The record is from RefSeq and is a predicted model, not a curated record. NCBI's taxonomy places the organism in Eukaryota, Metazoa, Chordata, Crocodylia, Alligatoridae.
UUCAACGCCAACAUGGCCGCGCCCAGGGCGGCGCGGGGCUCUGUGGCUGCGGCGCUGCUGCUGCUGGGCCUGGCGCUGUGCGUGGCGGCGAGCGAGGCCGGCGGGGCCUGUGGCUGCAGCGCGGACCGGGCGGCGACGGCGACGGCAGCAGCAGCGGCAGUGCGGCGCUACUCCCCGGAGGCCAACGCGCAGCGCCCCGGGCGCGGCCAGAUGGUCCCUAUUCCAGCUGGAGUGUUCAUGAUGGGGACUGAUGAACCUGAGAUACGGCAGGACGGGGAGUGGCCUGCUAGAAGAGUUCGUGUUAACCUGUUCUACAUGGAUCAGUAUGAAGUCAGCAACGCAGAGUUUGAGAAAUUUGUGAAUUCCACGGGCUAUGUUACAGAGGCAGAGAAAUUUGGAGAUUCCUUUGUGUUUGAGGGCAUGCUGAGUGAACAAGUGAAAGCUGAAAUCCAACAAGCAGUUGCAGCUGCUCCCUGGUGGAUGCCUGUUAAAGGAGCUAAUUGGAGGCACCCAGAAGGUCCUGAUUCUAAUAUCUCAAACAGAAUGGAUCACCCAGUUCUUCACGUCUCCUGGAACGAUGCAGUAGCCUACUGCACGUGGGCAGGAAAACGAUUACCCACUGAGGCCGAAUGGGAGUAUAGCUGCCGAGGGGGGCUUGAAAAUAGACUUUUCCCAUGGGGCAACAAGCUUCAGCCGAAAGGUCAGCAUUAUGCCAAUAUCUGGCAGGGGGAAUUCCCAACAAAUAAUACUGGAGAGGAUGGAUACAAAGGAAGUGCACCUGUUACUGCAUUUCCUCCAAACCAUUAUGGCUUGUAUAACAUAGUGGGGAAUGCCUGGGAAUGGACAUCUGACUGGUGGGCUGUUCAUCAUUCCCCACAGGAAACCCACAACCCGAAGGGACCCUCCUCGGGGACCGACAGAGUGAAGAAAGGUGGAUCCUAUAUGUGCCAUAAGUCCUAUUGCUACAGGUAUCGCUGCGCAGCUCGCAGCCAGAACACUCCAGACAGCUCAGCUUCAAACCUGGGAUUUCGUUGUGCAGCAGAUACCCUGCCAGAUAAUUUGCAAUGACCGAAUUUGGAACCAUUCAGCUCUGUGGCUACAAAAUGUCCCUCCACCAAGAGGACUUCGAUGCAGUUCCAGUCUGCUGAGAAGGCUCUUUGGUAAUCGGUGACCACCAGGACUGGAGAAGAAAUUGGGGUGUGAGAAAAGAAAAUUAUUGGAAGAACCACUUUCCAGAAUGAGUCAAAGCCAGUGGGAGAGAUUCAUUCCAUUUAUCUCUGGGGAAGUUGGGGUUGCAUUUUCCUCUAAGUCAUGUUAAUUAAAGUAGGGAGAAAAUGCUCUUGAUUGAAGUGGGACUGUUGCAGACUUACACCAGCAUAAAACUGAACAGAACUUUGCUCAGUGCUUUUUACGAAGGCUAAUUUUGUUUCGGAUACUAUUUUAAAUACUUUCUAUAGACAAGAUCUUUAAUACUGAAUAAAUUGGUUGGUGGACUUUCUUAAAUUAUCUAAUUCUUUUUGACAAGGCCCUAAAAUUAGAGGUUAGCAUAUUCUGGGUAAAAGAAAAGCUAGAAUUUAGCCUGUAUAUGGCAUCUCAAGUAAAACGGGAAACACUGUCAAUUAUAUCCAGUGACAAAAGACGGAGCAGUUCUAUAGAGCCAUUCUAUAGCUUGCCCUAUUUUGGCAAUAUGUUGGGGGUUUUUUGUAGAUUUUAAGCCGUUUAAAUAUCCAGUAUAAAAUGCAACUUUGCCUGUUGUGUCUGAACAGCCUUUCUAGAAAAGGCCUUUCUAGAUGUUGAUUGUUUCUAGACUACAGGCUGAUAAUGUAUUAUGUGCACAUGGAAAAAGGAUUGAACCUUUAUUUGCUUUGGUAGAGCAGGGGUAGGCAACCCCUGGCAUGGGUGCCAGACUAUGGCGCACAAAGGCAUUUUGCUUGGCCAUGCACACCUUGGGACAGGCGGUGGAAAAAGGGGCUGAGGCUAUGCAGCCACAAUAAGGAUUGGGCCCCUCAUGGCUCCUUGCCAUUUGAUCCUGGCACACCAACAUCUUAAAAAUCGAGGUUGCAGGUGUUUCUUGACACUUUUGUCCAACAACGUUGCCGACCCCUGUGCUAGAGAGCUUUCAUGAUAAAAACACACUGGAGUUGUAUUUUUUUUACUUCCUACCAUGUAUUGCCUACGCUUGUUUUGGAGGGCUCUGAUACCGUUAAAAUUUUUCUAUUGUAACGUCUUAAUUAUCUAUGAUAGUGAAUGACUGCUUGAGUGACAAAUUGUUGGAGGAUUCUUGAACUGAAAUGGAAAGUUGUUUUUAAAAGCUGCAUUUAGAAAGAAA